AUGGUCGAAGGGGGUUAUGGCGUGUCGAUGGCCACGAACACCGCUCUGGCUGGGUCUCUUUAUCCACGCAUUCGGCCAGGAGCGCGUGCCUCGACACAGCGUGCUUCGUCUACGCCACCCACACCGUCGCCUCCACUCAGUGUACCAUGGUUCAUGGAAGAGCAGGUCAUGGAGGCGCCAGCGGAAAACGUUGCCCCCACGCCGUCGGAAUCGCUUCCACCGAUUGCAUGGUUCCCGCCAUACCUGCCUGCCACCACCGAUAUCCCUGAGGCCGUAGCGACGAUGCUUGAUAUGUGCCUCACAGGUUCACUCAGUGCGCUCGUUGCACGACCUGCUGCCACCGAGGACGUUGACAUUGACGAUUGGUCGGAAAGAAUUCGUGGCUCACCGAUCUGUGUGAUUCGACCGAUGAACCGCUCAGAAACUGUGGGCGAACAUGGCCAAGAUUGGAUUGUGAUUGUCCAGGUACGCGGCGCUGGUGUAGGUACAGUGCGUCGCGUAGCCACAGAGUUGGGACAUUAUCUCAAACAUACGGCCCCGCCGUCGUCCGCCAACGAGGAGUCUGUCACAUUGGAUGCCAUUCUGGGCCCCGCGCAAGUCGUCGCGGAAGACGAAACUGAGACUACGGAGUCUACACGAAGUGCUCGGCCAGCGGGCGUUUCACGCAUUGAGCAUGAGCUGGGCCAACGCUUGCCUGCCUGGCAGAUCCAAAAAAUUGCGUUGGAACGUAAAUUUCCAGAUGGAUGGUCGCCUAUGACCAAGCUGUCACACGAGGCGCAGCACGGUAUGCGCUUGCUCCAUGAAGCGGAUCCAGACCGUUUCACAAUUCCCGUGCUAAGCAAGCGUUUCCGAAUCAGCCCUGAAAGUGUGCGGCGUAUUCUUCGCAGUCGAUGGCGCCCUACGCCUGAACAAGCACAGCGUCAGAACGAGCGCGCCAAAGCCGCCGAGUUGGCCCGUCGAGAUGCCCAUACACGUGAGGCAGAAGAGAUGGCGGCGUUGCGAGAGGGCAUUCCUCUGGAAGCGCCACGCCAAGCUACGGCCUCUGUCACGGCCAGCACGCAUCAGCAGCCUGUGCGCUUCGAAGGAUUGGUGUCAAGCGUCGAUUUGUCGGAUACCCGGAAACGCCAGAAAGGCAUCGCAUCUCGAGGCAGCGGCGAUUGGUGUCUGAUUGAUGCCGAAUGGUGUGUUGUGCAUGUGAUGACGGAGGCUGCACGAGAGCGAAUCCGCUUGGAGGAGAUUUGGCGGCAUAAUGGCGCACCGGCCAAGUCGUAA
Messenger RNA from Malassezia pachydermatis, 1272 nucleotides. Its product is annotated as mitochondrion organization and biogenesis protein. The transcript has 4 exons. The record is from RefSeq and is a predicted model, not a curated record. Gene Ontology annotation, cellular component: nucleus. Lineage: Eukaryota; Fungi; Basidiomycota; Malasseziomycetes; Malasseziales; Malasseziaceae. The coding region runs from base 1 to 1272 and encodes 423 amino acids.